Molecule: messenger RNA, 1658 nt
Organism: Solea senegalensis (Senegalese sole)
Lineage: Eukaryota; Metazoa; Chordata; Actinopteri; Pleuronectiformes; Soleidae
Exons: 6
Coding region: 209-835 (208 amino acids)
Source: RefSeq, a predicted model, not a curated record
GCUUAUUUUAACUGUUGUUUGUUUUCCAACCAUAGAGAAUGGAUCCUAAAUUUAGGAAGAGGGCUGAGAAUGCGCUGGGCUAUGCUGGAUAUGUGGUGGCAUCAAUGUCGGAGGAAUCAGGAAGCUCUGAUUCAACCUCGUCAAUAAAAGAGCCUUGCUGAAGUAUAUUUCGCUGUAUCCGGAGGGACGUUAUGCCAUUCAGUUCAAGAUGGAGGCGAGAUCCACAAGUCAGCGUAAACCAGCCACCUCCACACAGGCCUCCACCUCAUCACAGCCCUCCACCUCACCGCGACCAUCCUCAGUGCCUGUAUCCUCCCUGCGGUCAUUGUUGACAGGGAAAGGUGUGUCCCAGCAGAGCAUCCACAAGUCUGUCAAGAGGCUGUUUAUGCCACCAAAGUUUCAUCCAUCAGCUGUACCUGUGUGCCCCCCAGUUUGUGAGGACAGUGGGAGACCUGCUGGAUCUAAUCCCAGCCUUGGUCCCCAGCUUCAAACCGACACUCCUCAGACCUCUCAGGAUGUGGAAAUGCUCUGCACUCAUCAAGCUCCCCAGCAAGAUGCUCCUAGUGUGGCAGAGGAACAGCCUUCAACAUCAUCAUGCUCCACCAGUCAUGAUGACUCUGUUGGACCAGACAACAUUGAGGGCUUCCAAGCUGUCCAGGACUUGACGGGACACUUAUUCACAUUAAAAGACCACAGUCUUGCCCUGUCAAGAUUGCCCUAUGGGAGUGUUUGUCAGAGUAUGACAAAAAAAAAACAGUCUACCCUCCACGCUAUCAAGACACAAUCUCCAAAGGGAGAUUCAGGGCCACAAAAAAAAAUGUUGCACCUGGUGUAGAGAGUACAAAGCGAUGCUUUGCAGGAGGGAAAAGCCCAGCACAGUGGCCUGACUGCAAUCGUGUGUGUGAGGCACUUUUUAUUCAACUUUGCGAGGAGUAUCGUGGACCCAGGCGCAUUGAUGGAGUCAGGAAAGAGCGUUGGAGCCUUGUCACCAAAGCAUAUCUUCACAUCCGCCAAGUCAUUCUAAAUAAUGCCAUGGUGAUGGAGAAGACCACCAUCCAGCUCCCGGUGAUGAAUACUGCAACCAUCGCUAGUUGGUACAAUAAACUUCAGAAAAAGCAGGAGAAGAGCAUGCUGGAGCAAGGCCUGUCUAUUCCAAAGAACACUAAUGUGAGCCCAGAGAGCUUGCCUCUUGCAGUUGUGAGGAAAGACAGGCCCUGUGUCCCGACCAGCAGUGUGGCAAAUCCCCACAUCUUUGUCCUGCCCUCUAACACGGCAGGGACCGCGCAGCUGAAACAGCGACGGAACCUGCCAGUGACUCCAUCUGCAAUUCGGCCACCAUUCCUUGCAGCUCUCGAUCAACCUCUUCAUCCUCCCCAGCCUGUACCACAACCUCUCCUGCUUGCACCACAACCUCUCCUGCUUGCACCACAACCUCUCCUGCCUGCACCGCAACCUCUCCUGCUUGCACCACAACCUCUCCUGCCUGCACCACAAGCAGUACUUCGGAAAUUGGUACUGCCAAGCCACAGCCACUACAACUCUGGCUGAGUGGAAGGCCUCAUUUGAAGCCCGGGGUUAUGGCAAAAGGAAAGAUGCACCACCACAGUAAUUUUGUAUUUGUAUUGUAUUGUAUUUGUCUUCACUUAUCUAAUAUUAUA